GGGCAGGGGAUCUGCGGCCUGGGCCUUAGGCUCCAUAGACUGUCUGCUAACACCACCGCCUCUGACUGCCUUGGCAUGCUUUGCCUUGCCUCACAAUGGCAUCACAAAGAGCUGCCAAUGCUCCCCAUUCGGAAGCCUGGGGCCUUCCGUGUUCCAGGUUCGCCACAGCCCAGACUGGAGAAGCCGACUGGGAGGACAUUUCUAGGCAGGCGCGUCUGAGCCACGAGGGCUCCUUCAGUUCGCCACCAUGGAUCACCGGUACCUCACCGUGCCUGCCAUGUCCUCUGUACCUCAGAUGGAGAAAAUGCUGCAGGUCCCGACCCAGGAGCAGGGCCAAGCCCAGGGUGCAGGCACAGGAAUGCCUGGGACUUCCAGCCUUGGGCCUGGGUAUUCACCCUCAGCCCACCCAGAGCCUUCCAUGGUCCUGGCCGUCACCUCCAUGUCACCCUCCUUGAGAGGGUCUAGACAAUACCGGAGAAGAUUCAGCAAUCAGAGCAGCAGGUCGAGGAGAAGUUCCAAGAAUGCACCUGGAGGGAUAAGAGUCAAAACAAAGCCGGCCCGCCAGCGUCGCAAGAGGAAGCACAGGCGAAUGACGAUGACAGAGAUGGUGGUGCAUGCCUGGCAGAAGAUCUACCCGCACCUCGUCUUGCUGAGGAAGAUCAUCUACGACUUGACUCAGUCUUUCAUCUUUGACUUCAUAAUCUGCUCGGUGGUUGCCAUCAACACCGUAUUGCUGGUGGCUCAAACAUUUGCGGUGGUUGAAAUUCGGGGAGAAUGGUUCUUUUCUGCCAUGGAUCCCGCCUUCCUUUCUGUCUAUGUGUUAGAGGCCGUCCUCAAGCUCAUUGCGUUGGGCUGUGAAUAUUUCCGUGACCCAUGGAAUGACAUUGAUUUCUUCAUUAUGUGCAUGACGGUGCUGGAUUUUCUGCUCCCCUUGCUCAUCUCCUCCAGACAAGGCAACCGCGGCAACAAACUCACGCUCUUCCGGGUCCUCAAAAUCUGCAAGGCUGUCCGUGCUAUCCGUGCCAUCCGCUUCCUGCUCACCCUCCGAGUGAUGCAGAACCUCAAGGAAGUCACAAGCACCUUUUUGCUUUCCUGCGAGUCCAUCGGAGCCAUUAUUCUCCUCAUGUUCUCUUUCCUCUUCAUGUCUUCCGUGGUGCUGCGUGACAUGUUCCAUGAAGCUGACAAAAAACACUUUGGAGACCUCUUCAACAGCAUCUUCACACUUUUCCAGCUCUUCACUUUGGAUGACUGGUCCCUCAUCUACCUUACCUGUCAAGAAGCAGGUGCCUGGUACAUCAUCAUCUUCCUGAUCAUCUACAUCCUUGUGGAGUACUUCUUGCUUCUCAAGUUAGUAUAGGCUCCUCAGGCUUUUGACUUACUGG
Molecule: messenger RNA, 1382 nt
Organism: Podarcis muralis (Common wall lizard)
Lineage: Eukaryota; Metazoa; Chordata; Lepidosauria; Squamata; Lacertidae
Source: RefSeq, a predicted model, not a curated record